AUGGCCCAGAGGACGUCCUGCCGCCUUUCUGGAUUCACCUCUGGCACCCCAGAGUUGGAGAGACCCAUGUCUCGACGUAUCAACCCCAACACUGGUGACGACGCUCGCCUCGUAGCUGCUUGGCGUGAUUCGAAGCUGGCUGCGGUGAUUCAGGCUACCUGGAGUCUGGUGCUUAGGUGCUACAUGGACUCUGACGAGGUGUGCUUCGGUUAUCGGUACAUCGACGCGAACGAAGUGGUCGCCUCAAGGGAAGUAGCAUCCGAUCUGUUCAACCUAACCACUGUGCGGUUAGUUAUUGGCGAUGGAGACACCGCCACUACCCUUGUUGAGAAAGCCAAGGGAAUGAUGGCUGCGGGAGCUCCUGCUGUUGACGACGGCCGAAAUGCCGCCGGUGACAGCGACCUGCCAUAUAACACAAGCGUGCUCAUCCGAUCAAAUAUGGGCAACCUUCAAAGAGCUGCUGCUUCAACAAUCCCCUCUGCGCUGGCUCUUACUCUUCCGAAGGAGUGCCUGCUUCGGCUCCACGUCAAGGUGCUUCAGGAAAACGUCCGCAUGUUUCUUGAGUGGAGGACCGACGGAAUGUCGAUGGAACACGUCAAAGGUAUUGCUACUCUUUUCCAGAAUAUACUAACUCGUGUCCUUUCACCGGAACUCGUACCGGUGCGGGACUUCAAUUUCUUCACAGACAUCGAUUGGCAGCGCAUAAGUGGCUGGAACGGCCCUCCGCCCCAGGUACAUGACCGCUGUAUUCAUGAUAUCAUUAGAGACCAGGUGGUCCGUCAGCCUCAUGAUGAGGCCAUCUGUGCCUGGGACGGAAGCCUCUCCUUCCAGCAAUUUGACCAUCAGGCUUCAAGACUAGCCUAUCAUUUGCAACAGCAAGGGGUCGGACCAGAGGUUUUGGUUCCGCUUUGCUUCGAGAAAUCCAUGUGGUAUUUUGUUGCGGUACUUGCUGUAUUGAAAGCAGGAGGCGCCUUCGUUCCGCUUGACCCCAGCCAUCCUCCAGCUCGUCUUCAGUCGCUCAUCAAAAAAGUGAACGCGAAGCUUGUUUUAUGCUCCGAAUGGCAUGCGGAUCGCCUCCUCGGCCUCUCAGAGAUUGUCAUCCCUUUGUCGCAGACUACGUUUGAUAGGAUCCGCCCUGCACCGGUUGGCUUCAUUUCAACGGACGAGGUGAAUUGCACCAACGCAGCAUAUGUUAUAUUUACUUCAGGGUCGACGGGGGAGCCUAAGGGGACCCUCGUUGAGCAUCGCGCUUACUGCUCAAGCGCCAUGGUCCAUGGCCCGAGACUUCUUAUUCGCCCAGAGUCUAGAGUUCUCCAAUUCGCCGCCCAUACAUUCGAUGCUAGCUUGGCUGAAUCAAUCUCGCCAUUUAUGCACGGAGCGUGCGUCUGUGUCCCAAGUGAAGAGGACCGGCUAAACGACAUAGUCGGAGCUAUCAAACGCCUACGUGCAAAUUACGCAUCUCUGACGCCUUCAUUCAUUGAGUUCAUAGAGCCCUCAAUGGUGCCAGAAAUCCAAACCCUUGUCUUGGCCGGAGAAGCGAUGAGUGAGACCCACAGGGCCAAGUGGUCAACCAUUAACUUGGUCAAUGGAUUUGGCCCUACUGAAGCUUCGGUUACUGCGGCUAUCAACUCAAACGUGACUGCGACAACCGACUGCAAAGACAUAGGCCUCCCCCUCAAUACCCGCUGCUGGAUUGUUGGCCCCGACGAUCAUAACAAACUCGUUCCGGUCGGCGCUGUUGGUGAAAUGCUGCUCGAGGGGCCGACCCUCGCGCGUGGUUAUCUCGACAAUCCUGAAAAGACUGCCGAGGCGUUUAUCUACAAUCCGAAGUUCGUGUCCAGGGAUUCCACUAUGGAGCAGAGCCGCCGUCGAUUUUACAAGACAGGCGACCUUGUGCGGUACAACAGCGACUCUGGAUCUUUGACCUAUAUUGGAAGAAAGGACACCCAGGUUAAGCUUCACGGUCAACGGGUUGAAUUAGGAGAGAUUGAAGCUAGCUUGAACGCGAGUCCCUCGGUCAAGCACUGCGUUGUUUUACUACCAAAGGAAGGAUAUGCAAAGGGAAAGCUUACAGCCGUCUUGUCUCUCAGCAGUGGGGAUGAGAAGCACACUAUACGCACACCAAUGGGCCUGAUUCCGGCGGACGUCCACAGCCAGACUGUGGCGAGACUCAGGGAGCAACUAACAGGCAGAUUACCUUCAUACAUGGUCCCUGCAGUUUGGGUCUGCGUUGAGGAUAUGCCUUUCCUGCCCUCGAGGAAGCUGGACCGGAAGACAAUUCUCAGCUGGGUCACUGGCCUACAUAGAGAUCCUUACCGGACGGAAAUGACGGACAAAGGGCCUGCUUCGCAAGCACAGCCUACGACUGAGGUGGAACGCCACCUGAUCCAGAUCUGGAGCCGACUGCUCAACAUUCCCAGCGACGAGGUUCCGCUGAAUGACAGUUUCCUCAAGCUCGGCGGAGAUUCUAUCGCAGCAAUGACUUGCAUGAACGAGUGCAAGAAGCAUGGAAUUGCUGUCACCGUGCAGGAUAUUCUCAAAAGCAGCUCGAUUCUGGAUCUCGCUGCUCGUACGAAAGAAAUGCCAAAUUAUGUUUCCGCCACUUAUCAUGAAAAGGUCGAGGAGCCUUUCGACCUCUCGCCCAUCCAGACCCUCCACUUCAAGGUCCGCCAGGAGGGCCAAGGGUACUUCAAUCAAAGUAUUGUCACGCGCCUUAACCAACACAUCGAGCCCACAACUCUUCGACAGGCGAUUGAGACACUCGUCCUCAGUCACUCUAUGCUGCGAGCCCGUUUCGAGAAGUCUAGCGUGGACGGUUCUAUCCGCCAGCGUAUUACGAAUGAAGUCCAAACCUCCUACCGCUGGCGCCAUCAUAAAGUUGUUUCUGAGCGCGCCAUCGAUGAAGCCAUCUCUACCAGCCAGUCGUCCCUUUCCUGCUUCUCCGGGCCACUUCUCGCGGUUGACCUCUUCGAUAUUAGUGGAGACAAACAAACGUUAUCCAUGGUUGCUCACCAUCUGGUGGUUGAUAUCGUCUCGUGGCGAGUUAUCCUAGAAGAUCUCAAGGAAAUCCUUGCGAGCCCAUCAGUCCCGCCUCAGCUCAACUCGUCUCUACCUUUCCAGAGCUGGCUUGAGCUCCAGGCAGAACACACCAAGCUGUGCGAGCAGGAACAGGCUGAGUUGGAAACUCCCCCCGCCCCAGACUUUGCCUAUUGGGGCUUGGAAAGGAGCCAAAUUAUAUACGGCGAUGUUCGCUGUGCUUCGUUUAAUCUUGAUCACCGCGAAACGUCGAUACUCAUGUCUGACUGCCACAACAGUCUUCGGACGGAGCCGGUGGACCUUCUCCUCGCAGCGAUGCAUUUCAGCUUCAGCCAAACUUUCACUGAUCACCCACUGCCGGUUAUCUACAAUGAAGGGCAUGGUCGUGAACCAUGGGAUGCCUCUAUCGACAUCUCUCGGACGGUAGGAUGGUUCACGACGCUCUACCCGGUCAUUAUUGAUAGGCCAAGUCAUCCGAUCGAUGCGAUUAUUAGGGUAAAGGAUCGUCGUCGCGAAGUGUCUGAUAGUGGUCGCUCGGCCUUUGCACGCCGCGCUCCUUCCCACGACUGCCCUAUGGAGGUAAACCUCAAUUACCUGGGGCAACACAAAGAUCUUCAACGCAUGGACGGACUCUUCCAACUCGCCAAUCAAAUGGCUGGAGAGACUCGUCAGGGCGGCGGGUCUGCUGACUUUGGUCGAGACACACCUCGAUUUUCCCUCUUUGAAGUCUCGGCAGUCGUUGUAGGAGGCUGCUUGCGCUUCGUAUUCUCGUUUAGCGCGUCCAUGAAGCAUCAGGAGCGUGUUCACGACUGGGUACAAUCGUGCAAGCAGACCCUUCAAUCUUUCACGAUCCAAUUGCCUACCCUGAAACCCCGGCUGACCAUAGGGGAUGUUCCCCUCAUGGCAAUGACCUACAAAGAGCUAUCCGUGCUGGAGAUGCAGAAGCUGCCCCGGUACGGAGUUCGCUCCAUCGAAGACGUGGAAGAUAUCUAUCCGUGCUCUAAAAUGCAGCAGGGUGUCCUUCUCAGCCAAGCGCGAGAUCCCCUGCUCUACGCUGUAUCUGGGACUUGGGAGGUUCAGGCAGCACCGGGGUCACCCAAGCGAGAUCUACAGCGAUUAGUCAAUGCAUGGCACGCGGUCGUGAAUCACCACGCGAUGCUUCGGACUGUAUUCGCGACUGGAUUGAGCCGACGGCAUGCAUUUAGUCACAUAGUGCUGAAGAAGUACGCCUCUGCUCCAGUCCUCUUGCAGUGCACUCGUGAUGAGGAUAUCAUGGCGACACUCGACGCUCAACCACGGCCAGAUUAUCGCGCAACUUCCCCCCCUCAUCGUUUCACACUGUGCCAAGCUUCGUCCGGAAAGGUUGUUUGCAAGCUAGAGCUCAGUCACGCCGCUAUGGAUGGCUCCUCCAUCUCAUUGCUCCUUCGCGAUCUGCAGCAGGCCUAUGCAGGGACUCUCAAUGCAACGAGAAAGCCUCUGUUUAAGGAUUAUAUUGCACACCUCCAAUCGCAGUCUCCUAGCAAAGGCCUCGGCCAUUGGUGUACAUAUCUUCGAGAUCUUCAGGCGUGUCACCUCCCGUCCGACGUAAGAACCAAACAGGGCCGCAAGCGCCUCAGCUCAAUGCGCCUCAGCUUUGGGCGAUUUCCAGAGCUGCAGUCAUUCUGCGCGAGCAACAAUAUCACUGUGGCCAAUGCGUUCAAUGCGGCCUGGGCGUUGACACUUGCUCGUUUCUGCGACACUGAGGAAGUCUGUUUCAGCUAUACGACUUCACUGAGAGAUACGUCGGUUCCCGGGAUCAAAUCUGUCAUUGGCCCAGUUAUGAACCUUCUUGUGUGCCGUCUCAAGGUUGGUUCACGGCACGUUCUGGAUAUUAUGCGACAGGUCCAGGAUGACUAUAUGGAGAACUACCCCCACCGGGACGUUUCUCUUAUCGACAUUCAACACGCGAUGAAGGCAUCUCGGAUCUCCCUGUUCAAUACCGGCGUUUCCUACCGCAAGCUUCCGCCGGCUGGCGAAGCUUCAUAUCCCAUUGAAUUCAAGGGGAUGGGGCUUAUCCACGACCCAGCUGAGGUAUCCGUCUACAUCAACGUCGAAGCCACUGAUUCCGAUGCGCAAGUCGAACUGAACUAUUGGAACAAUUGGCUCUCAGAUACACAAGCACAGAAGGUGGCGGAUGUUUUCCUGCAAUCUCUCGCAGAUAUCAGCGCCGCACCCGUACCAGUCCUCGGCAAAAGUGCAAAUCCGCAGGAUAUCAACCAGAUCUGUCAAUGGAACGACGAGUCGGAGAUUCCCCAACCGACCCUGUCAAUCCAAGCUGCGAUCGAGGAUCAGACAGCGCGAAUGCCCCACAGUAUCGCCAUUGUCACUGAAGAACUGGAGCUGAGCUACGCCGAACUCGACGAGCUUUCCUCGGCCUUGGCAAGUUAUCUCGUCAAUCUAGGCGUCCUGCCUGGAACCACUGUGCCGAUCGCUUUCGAAAAAUCCCAGUCUCUGUGGGCUAUCACAUCGAUACUCGCAAUAUGGAAGGUGGGUGGCAGAUGUCUUCCUCUUCCGUCAAGUCCAUUGCACGAAGAGCUCGAAACUUGGCUGCUAGCAGCCGAUCUGCAGGUGGCUUUGUCGUGUCCGAACGGAUCGAUCGUGCUUGAGGAGGUGGCUCCCUAUGUCAUUCCAGUAACAGAAGACUUGCUGGCGAGUCUAGAGACGGAAACUGGGACCGCGCACGAAGUCCAAAUGACCGACGGUGCAUUCGUCGUCUUUCCCCAAGAUGCGGCUACGGGUCUUGUACUCGACCACGGGGCUAUCGCCUCAAGCUGUCAGUCAUUUGCUGACGGCCUGGGGCUCAAUGGGAGCACUCGUAUGCUCCAAUCGGCGCAUUCCUCCAGCUAUGAGUUUCUCCUCGAGGCUUUUGGCACCUUGGCUCGCGGCGGCUGUGUUUGCACCCCAUGCAAAGACAAUCUUGAUGAUAUUUCCAAGACUAUAUUGAGCCCGGGAGUUACUACAGUUGUAAUGAGCUCCUCUGUCGCUAAGCACGCUAUUCCUGUGGAUGCCCCUUGCUUGCGACAGGUCAUCAUUACGGGCGAUUCCAUGCCCCUCAUGACUGAACGAAAACAGGUUCUGCUUGUUGAGACGCACACUUUCUAUGGCACUACCGAGUGCUCGCCGGCAUGCCUUCGCUUGUCUACCUCCGAUCGCACGUCGAUGGAACCGAUGCCUGGUACUAAGGCCUGGGUGGUGGACCCAUCUGAUUACAACAACCUCGUACCGGUCGGUGCGACAGGCGAGCUUCUUAUCGAGAGUCCAGGAAUGACUCAAGGCCAACUCGGCGACGUUGAGGGAAGCGAUAGUUUUAUUCAUGAUGCUGCAUGGUUCAGCCUCACGAGCCCCAAGGGAACUUUCACAGCCCGCCGUGUGUUCAAGACGGGUAUUCUUGCCCGGUAUGGCGAAGGGGGUUUGCUCAUCUAUCAGGGUAUAACUGGUAAACCGUUCCCCUCAGAGCCAUUGUUAGAAGACACUGCACCACAAUCCAGCACGCUCUUGUCCAAUACGGAUUAUUGGAAGACUCACCUGUCUGAGGUUGAACCAUGCCUUUUCCCAUCCCUUUCUGACGACUCCGAUCAUUUCGACAAGACCAGCCUCGCUCGUUUAGUUAUUGAGGAUGUGGAGGACGUGCGAGAGGCCUGCCAGAUACACAACAUCACCCCGUCCGCUGUCUUCCAACUUACCUGGGGACUUGUGCUCCGCUGCUUCACCGGUCUCGCCGAUAUUUGCUACGGCUACUCCGAGUCCGACCAAAACGGGACACUCCCAAUCCGCCUUUCCCUGAAGGACGAUCACCAGGUCAUCGAAGCUGUCAAAACGAUUCAAGCGGCGUUGGAGGAGGGGAAGAAACAUCGGAUGCCCCUCAGCGAAGUUCUCCACAUAUGCACCAAUCCCGACUCGGAGCUGUUCAACACUGUGAUUUAUAUCAAAGAUCGCAAGGCCUCGUCGUCUACGCGUAUUUCCCACAUGAGAGGAACUGGGAAAGAUAAUUACGCCGUUACCGUACGAGCCGAAUUGUCGCAGCGCACCUGUGUUGUCGAAUUUCUUUUCCUUCGCGAAGCCCUCCCUGAGACCUACGCUGACAGCCUCACUGCCUGCUUCGAACAUGUAUUCGGACAAAUCAGGGGCAUGAUGGCUAGCCACGGUACCAUUGGGAAUAUUGACUUCUUUGACGAUUUUACUGGUGCUUUGGUAAGAGACUGGAAUCACGACCUCCCUGCACCUUGCGAACGAUGUGUUCAUGAACUUAUCGCGGAGCAAACUCGACGCCUUCCUGCUUCUGCUCAGGCAAUUUGUGCGUGGGACGGCAACUUCACCUAUACCGAACUCGAAGCUCAUGCCACUCGCCUAUCGCAGCACCUCCAAAGACUCGGUGUUGGGCCGGAAGUUUUUGUUGCCCUUUGCUUCAAUAAGUCUGCGUGGACGGUUGUCGCUCAGCUUGCGGUGCUUAAAGCUGGGGGAGCCUUCGCAUCACUCGAUCCUGCGCAUCCGGAGGGCCGCCUGCAAGGCCUCGUGGCUGACUUGGGAGCCAACAUUAUUCUUACUUCCAGCACAUGCUUGGACAAGGUCUCCAACCUAGGAGCACAGCCCUUGGUUGUUAAUCAACAGACCAUCGAACAACUGCCCACACCUUCACGGUCUAUCGCAACUCGGCAGGUGUCUCCAUCAAACGCCGCUUAUGCCAUCUUCACCUCGGGAACGACGGGCAUGCCCAAAGCCACAGUUAUACAGCAUACGGCUCUGAGCACAACUUCCAUUUGUCUGGCCAAUGUCCUUGGACUAGACUCCACCACACGAGCUCUCCAAUUCUCCAGCUACACCUUUGAUGUAAGCGUUCUUGAUAUUCAUGGAACGUUGAUCAACGGAGGCUGCGUUUGUGUCCCUAGCGAACAUGAGCGGCUCAAUGAUCUGGCUGGCGCGAUUCGUCGUAUGCAUGUCACCCACCUAAAUGGCACCCCGGGGAUAGCGAACAUGCUUGAUCCAAAGUCUAUUCCAUCUCUAGUCACCAUGUCUACUGGCGGUGAGAAGAUGUCUCCUGGACACAUUGAGCGUUGGCGCGAUCGACGCGUCAUCAACGCCUACGGCCCGUCGGAAGCAACGAUAAUUGCUACCGCCAGUCUGAAGGUGGAUGGAGAAGGGAACUUCUCCCAAGAGAGCCGCGCAUCUAUUGGCAAGCCGGUCUGUUGCCGCGCCUGGGUUGUCGAUCCCUUCAACCCGCAACGUCUCCUUCCAGUUGGGGCUACUGGGGAACUUGUCCUCGAAGGUUGCAACGUCGCCAGAGGGUAUCUUAACAACAAGGAGAAGACCGAACGUGCCUUCAUGGAGAAUCCAAGCUGGUCAGCCCACGUCUCGAUCAAGGAUUUUAUGACUGUCCAAGAGCGUAUGUACCGCACUGGAGACUUGGUCCGAUAUAAUCCAGAUGGGACACUCACAUUCAUCUCCCGGAUGGAUACACAGGUGAAACUGAACGGGCAACGUAUUGAGCUAGAAGAAAUCGAGAAGCAGUGCAUUCAAGCACUGCCUCGGGAUAGCCAACUGGUUGUGGAAGUGGUCGCACCAAAAGGAAAGACUGUUAGGAGCCUCGCUGUCUUCUUCUGUCUCCCCGAGUACGGCGCGGAGCCUGCAAGUCACGAGUUUCUCUUGGAUUCAACUCCAUCUCGAAGCCUCACGGCUGCACAAAUCUGGAAUACUGCUCGCGAUAAUCUGCCGCCGUACAUGGUUCCUAGCCUCUUCUUCCCGGUCCAGCAGCUUCCAUGCAAUACCUCUGCAAAGAUCGACCGUCGGCGACUGCGUGCAACUGUUGAGGAACUCCCCAACGACCGACUCCAAUUGUACGCCUCGACAACCCUUAGUCCUGUGCCUACAAAGGAGGAUGUAGCGGAAGCCACCAGUCGCAGUGAAAUCCCGGUCUCGACGGCAGAUCUCCAUUCAUUGUCCAGCGUGAGUUCGGUUGCUACUAUCGAAGAUAGGCAACCUUGCUUCGAUGAGCCUACCCUAGACUCUAAACUUCGCCACCUAUGGGGUGAUGUCUUGGGAGUUGACCCCACCUCACUUCGCGCGGACGACAGUUUCUUUGCAUUGGGUGGUGAUUCGUUCACAGCCAUGAGCUUAGUGAGUGCCGCCCAAGCCGAGGGACUCACACUUUCCGUGGCGGAGAUUUUCCAGAGCCCUGCCUUGAAGGAUAUGGUGGCGUGCUGCCAAACAUCGGAGCCUCCAGCCGAAGCCCCCCAAGCCCUUCAACCGUUCAGUCUUUUGCCUGGCGGCACCAACCUGGAUGAGCUCCUCGAAGAAGUUGCCAGUACAUGCCAAGUCACGAAGGCCUCCAUCUCCGAUAUUCAUCCGUGUAGCGCACUUCAAGAAGGACUCAUUACCGCGUCGAUUCAGCAGCCGGGCGCCUAUGUCGCCAACCCUGUCUUCGCCCUGUCGAAUGAGGUCGACAUACCAACCUUCAAGGCAGCCUGGCAAACGACAGUUAAUGAGAUUGAGACUCUGCGAAGCCGGAUUCUGCACACAGUCGCUGCAAACUUUGUGCAGGUUAUCGUCCAGCCAUCGCCAAUCUGUUGGGGAUCGAGUGCUGAAGAUAUUGCAGCCCAAAACGGAGGUAGACUUACUGGCUAUACCAUAACUGAUACUGGCUCCUCUCGGUUGUUUACCUGGUACAUCCAUCACGCUCUUUAUGAUGGCUGGAGCAUCCCCCUGGUCCUGCAACGAGUGCAGAAAAAUUACGAACUUUGCUGCAAUAGUUCGACAGCAUGCCUCUCGGCUCCAAUGGUCCCCUACAACCGUUUCAUUAAUCAUCUUCAAACGCGGGAUCUCGCAGCUUCCGAUGACUUCUGGCGAAGCUACCUCAGCAGCGUGUCCUCGCCUGCCUUCCCAGCCAGCAAAAGCGCGCUAACAUCAAAUAUCAAUGCAGCAAGCCGUCAGUACUGCUCGGCCAAGAUCACUCCAGUGAGAAAGGAUAUUACUUUGCCGGCCUUUAUACGAGCAGCAUGGGCAAUGGUGGUAUCACUACACACCGAAUCUGGCGAUAUCUGUUUUGGUGAAACCCUCAUGGGACGCAACAUUGAUCUUCCCGGUGCGACCAGGAUUGCAGGCCCCUUGCUGACCACGGUUCCAUGCCGAAUUGCCGUGGACACAAGGAUGCAAAUCACCGAAUAUCUGGACCGCAUUCACCAAGCCGCUGCCAGCAUUAUUCCUCAUCAGCACACUGGGCUACAACGGAUAAGGAAGCUCAGCGAGGAUGCCAAUGCCGCAUGUGAUUUCCAGAACCUUUUGGUAAUCCAGAGUGGCGAGCAGGAGCUGAAUCCGCGCAUCUGGACAUCUGAGAGCACUGAGACCAAGCAUGAGUUCCUCACGUACCCACUCACCGUCGAGUGCCGCCUAGCUGACGCAAUCGAGAUUACGGCUUACUUCGACGAACAAGUAAUUCCGUCUUGGCGCGUUGCGCGACUUCUUGGUCAACUGAAAGUGAUCCUGCGCCAGCUGGCGGACACUAGCGCAUCUGAUGAUGUUCUUUUGUCAGACCUUCGGGUGAUCUCUGUUGAGGAUGAGCAGGACCUUUGCAAGUGGAACCAGCACACCCUGCCCUGUGUGGAACGAACUAUCCAUGACCUUGUCAAUGAUCAACGCCUACUCCGUCCAAAUGCACCGGCCAUCGCCUCCUGGGAUGGGAACCUCUCUUAUCAAGAACUUCUCGACACGGCGUCUACAUUCGCUUGCCAUCUGUCGAUGCUGGGCGUCGGCCCCGAAGUACUAGUUCCCAUGUGCAUGGAUAAGUCCGUCUGGAUGAUAGUCACCAUCAUGAGUAUUCUCAUGGCCGGCGGGGCCUUCGUACCCUUGGACCCAGCACAUCCCACCUCCCGACACGAAGAGAUUUUGGAGGAGACUGGGGCCAAAAUUGUUCUUUGUACCCCCAAGUACUCGAGCAGGUAUAUUGGCAAAGUUCCAACAGUCCUCGGCGUCGACCAGAAAGCAGUACAACAACACCGAGACAGAUCUGGUGCUAUUAGGAAGCCAGCGAACAGCGCCAACGUUGCAUACUCCAUCUUCACAUCUGGGAGCACCGGGCGGCCAAAAGGGAUCAUCAUCGAACACCGUGCGUUUGCAAGCAGUACCAUGGCAUACGGCCCCAUCAUUCAUCUCAAGCCCGGAAUUCGUGUCUUCCAAUUUGCAUCCCUCACCUUUGAUGCCGCUGUCAUGGAGAUUCUGGGUACAUUGAUUUACGGUGGAUGUGUUUGUAUUCCUAGCGACGACGAACGGCUCAACGACAUUGCUGGCGCAAUCAGGCGCUUUGAUGCUUCCUGGCUCUUCUGCACACCAUCGCUGGCUAGCAUCAUGGAACCCGCAACUGUUCCUUCCUUGAAGGUCAUUGUUUGCGGUGGUGAGAUGAUGUCCCAUGAAGCCAUGACAAAAUGGUCAGAUAAAGUCCACUUCAUCAACGCCUAUGGCCCAACUGAAACAUCGGUUUAUGCAUCGUUCAAUCCGGACAUAGGCAAGAACCGCAACCCUGCGAACAUUGGACACACCAUUCCUUCCACAAAGGCCUGGAUUGUGGAUCCCGAAAAUCAUAAUCGGCUCUACCCCAUUGGCGCUGUCGGUGAGCUAGCGCUAGAGGGUCCGGUUCUUGCAAGGGAAUACCUGAAGAACCCCGAGAAGACAGCGAAAGCAUUCAUCACGGACCCCAAGUGGGCGCAGACUCGUCCAGGUCAGCCGGCUCGACGGAUCUAUCUGACAGGGGACCUGGCUCGGCUCGCCGCCGACGGGUCUCUCGAAUAUGUCGGCCGCAAAGAUCACCAGGUGAAGAUUCACGGGCAGCGCAUGGAGCUUGGUGAAAUCGAGUACCGACUCCAUGAGCACCCACAUGUUCGGCAUGUUGUUGUCAUCCUUCCGAAAACUGGGCGGCUACAGAAGCGCCUUGUAUCUGUUCUCUCACUGAACAGCCUUUCAGGGGAGACAAGCCUCAUUUCCUCUUCCAACUGCUGUCUCAUCGAUGAGGAGUCGAUGCUGCGACAAGGUAUGCCUGAGCUUUUGGAGGUCCAAUCUAGUCUUGAAGGGCAGCUGCCACCCUACAUGGUACCGCAGACAUGGGCCGUUGUCAAGACACUUCCUAUGCUUGUCUCGGGCAAGAUUGAUAGGAAGAAAAUUACCGCCUGGGUUGAAUCAGUUGACGAAGCUACCUUCGACCGUAUCAUGGGUGAUUAUGACAAGAUAAAGCGCGGCGAGGUUGCUGUACCCAAGCUGCUGCCUGAGCCAAAGAAAGACGACACUGCAACAGUUCUUCGAGAUAUCCUCUCACGCGUUCUGAACGUGCCAACCAACAAGGUUGACAUGGGGCGGUCUUUUACUAGUUUAGGAGGAGACAGUAUUACUGGCAUGGCAAUCGUGUCCCAUGCUCGAAAGCAGGGGAUCACCCUGUCGUUGCAUAAAGUACUCCAAGCCUCGUCUGUCCAACUCCUCGUCGAGGAAGCUGAAGCCGGAGUAAAGAAGAUCAACCAGAUCGAACAGCCCAAUAGCUGGUUUGAUCUUUCCGCUAUACAAAAGUUUUACUUCGAGUACGCUCCCAAGUUUAAAGGGUCAGCCCGCUUCAACCAGAGUGUCACCCUGCGAUUACCUCGUCGUGUGGAGCCGGCCGCCAUUGAGAAUGGUCUCACAGCCAUUGUUAACAAGCACGCAAUGCUCAGAGCUCGAUUCCGACAAUCCAAUGGUAAAUGGCAGCAGAUGAUAAUGACAGCUGCGGAGAAUUUAUACAAGUUCCAGGUGACCACCUUGCAAGAAGAGAAUGAUUUGAAGCGAAUGAUCGCGGUAACGCAAAAUUCAAUUGACAUUCAGAAUGGCCCGACAUUUACGGCCAAUCUCUUCGAGGUACCCGGAGUGGAUCAAAUCCUUUUCCUGGUCGCAAGCCAUCUCUCCAUUGACAUGGUCUCCUGGCGGCUCAUUCUGCAAGAUCUGGAAGAGUUCCUGGAAUCAGGAUCGACAUCAUCUGAACCACAAUUGUCCUUCCAGACCUGGUGCAGCAUGCAAGCUGAGCAUUGUCAAGCCGAUGAUUACCGCUCUCACCUUCCAUUUUCAAUCACUCCUGCCAAUCCCGCGUACUGGGGUAUGAACGGCACCUCGAAUCUGUAUGGUGACGUUCGGAUCAAAAAGUUCUCUCUGGGCGCAAAGGAGACAACUCUGGCUCUGGAAAAAUGCCACGCUCGUUUGCGAACGGAGCCCCUUGAUCUAUUCCUGGCUGUGGUAAUCCAUUCGUUCCGGCGCACCUUUACUGAUAGGCAGCUGCCCACGGUUUAUAAUGAGACUCAUGGUCGGCAAGCGUGGGAUUCCAACAUCGACUUGUCCGGCACUGUCGGGUGGUUCACUUCUCUCUGUCCGCUCCACCUCCAAUUGGGGCCUGAUGAUAUCAUCGAGACACUACGGAUGGUCAAAGAGGCACGCCGCAAGACUGUCAACAACGGCUCCUCGUCCUUUGCACAAAAGGUCCUUGCUCCAGAGAAGCAGCAGUCGUCGUCGCCUAUUGCCCUCCCAGUCGAGGUUGUCUUCAAUUAUCUCGGCAAGCUACAGCAGCUCGAAAGGGAAGACUCUCUAUUCCAGCACUAUGGCAACGUUUACGAUGAAAACGACUUUAUUAUUGCAGGAGAUAUGGGCCCUGAAACCCCUCGCUUUGCCCUAUUCGAGAUCUCUGCAAUUGUUAUCGAGAACCAGCUCCAGUUCUCCUUUACCUUCAACAGAAAGAUGCGGCAACAAGCACAGAUCACCAGCUGGAUUUCGGAAUGCGAGAUGACGCUCUAUGAAGCUCUUGACAUCUUACAGCAGGAAUCUCGUCUUGAGGUUAUGCCAUCCGAUUACCCGCUUCUAUCAAUCUCCCAAAACAGCUUGCAGGCACUCUUUAGUGAGACCCUUCCCAAACUUGGUGUUCACAGCCGCGAUGAAAUCGAGGAUGUCUACCCUUGUUCUUCCAUGCAAGAAGGAAUUCUGUUCAGUCAACUUCGUGAUCCCUCCGCUUACAUGCUCAACACUAUCUUCAACAUCAGGGACACCAGGGAUAAUCAACCAAUCAAUAUCCCCCGUCUGCGAAAGGCCUGGCAGCUGGUUGUCAAUCGGCACUCGAUUUUGCGAACCAUCUUCGUCGACAGCAACUCGAAGAACGGGUCUUUCGACCAGGUGGUGCUAAAGCAUUUACACGCCAACUUGGUGGAGCUAGAAUGUGAGGAUUCCAACAUUCUUCAGCAACUGAACAAGGCGUCCCUCGAAGAGACCAACAGAAAACGUGCUCCGAAGGAAGUGCACCAGUUGACAGUUUGCAAAACAUCCACCGGAGCAGUCAUGAUGAAACUUGAAAUGAAUCACGCCAUCAUUGACGGAGCAUCAAUUGGCAAUCUGCUGAGAGACUUGUCCAAGGCAUACGAACGCCAGCUCUCGACGCAGCCUGGUCCAAGUUACCGCGAUUACAUCGCAUACAUGCUCGCGCACCCCAGAAAAGAGGGCAAUACGUUUUGGGCCCAGUAUCUCCGGGGUAUUCGGCCUUGUCAUCUUCCAGUAUCUGCACAUGGCCCGCGCGAGCUCAAGUCCGUCAAAAUGGACUUCCACCGAUUCUCCGAGUUGCGACAGUUGAGCCAACGAGAAUCAGUGACCAUUGCCAAUCUAGUCCUCGCCGCUUGGUCGCUUGUGCUUGGGGAGUUUACCGGUAGUCAGGACGUCUGCUUCGGCUAUCUCUCUGCAGGACGUGACGUUCCUGUCCCUGGAAUCCAGGAUGCUGUUGGAAUAUUCAUCAACAUGCUCUGCUGCCGCGUUCAGUUGUCUGCUGGCCAGUCAUUUGCCGAUGUAUACAAAUCUGUGCAGGAAGACUUCUUCCGCAGCAUUCCGCACCAGACCUGCUCUCUAGCGACGGUGCAAAGCGAGCUAGGUCUUGGAAGCCAGAUGCUGUUCAAUACGGCCCUUUCCAUCCAGAACCAAAUGCCUUCAGCCGGUUCGCAGGGCAAUGCACUGUCGUUCGAUAUCCAGGAGGCUCACGAUCCAAGUGAGUUUCCUGUUACCGUGAACGUUGUAACCGCCCAAGGCGGGGAGGGUAUCCUUCUUCGGUAUUGGACAGACGCAAUCUCGACCGAUCAAGCAAACCGCCUGGUAGCAGGCAUUGCCAAGGUACUGGCAACGUUUAUUGACGGUUCCUCCCGCCUCAUAUCCACACUAAACCAAUCGAUCCCCGAGGGCGUGUCUAAGCAAGAAGAUGAAAAAUUGAAGUCCCACACCAGUCUUCGGCGACGCAGCAGUGUGCGAUCACGAAGCCCCAGGCUGUCAAUCAGUGAUCCGCAAGUUCAACAACACAUCGAUCAACGGGUCAACGAGAUCCUCAGUCAGCUACUCAACCCGGAUCAGUUGGCAGCCGUUCUGAACACGGAUACCGCACAACCAGACGAAGCCCAGACCAAAUCCGAUGGCCUCGACUCCCUAGAGCCGCCCAUUUCUCCAGUAUCCCGAAUGGCGUCUAUUCGUCGCCGCUUGUCAACCAUUUCCCGCGUUAGCCGCCGUCGCAUGUCCAUGGACUUGGAAAGGAAACUUCUCUUGCUGUGGUCCAUCGCUUUAGAUGUGCCUACAGACAUGGUUGACAAACAAGACAGCUUCUUCCGGGUUGGUGGUGACAGCAUCAAGGCAAUGAAGAUGGCCAGUGCCGCCCGGGAAGAAGGCCUUGUUUUGACUGUCGCUGAUGUGUUCCGCAAUCCUAUCUUCGAAGACAUGCUGAGUGUCAUCUGCUCCACAAAUAUUGUCCAUGCCGCUCCGAGUGUCUCGAGUGUGUGCAUCGAUGAAGAAGACGCGCCAAUUCAACAGGUAGGCGAGAUGGUUGACGAGGUCGUUUCGUCUGGCACGCUUUCUCGCCAAUCGCUUGAGCUCGCCAAACAGUCCAAUGUCGCAACCGAUUUCGUGCAAGCCAAUAUCUGUCCCAAGAUCGGAUUCUUCAAGGGCGGCAUUUCGGAUGUCCUUCCUGUUACCGAUUUCCAAGCCUUGUCCUUGACCGCUCAACUCUUCGAAUCCAGGUGGAUGCUGAACUAUUUCUACCUUGAUGGUGAAGGGCAGCUGGAUAUGAAGCGUUUGCGAGAAAGCUGUGCUCGUGUUGUCGACGCCUUUGACAUCCUGCGAACUGUCUUUGUCUGUUCAGGGGAGAACUUCUACCAGGUGAUCCUCAAGAAAGUCCGGCCGACGCUUGUCAUUUACGAGACCCAGACCGAUUUGGACACAUUCACCGCCAGCUUGCAGCAGCGGGACCGUGACCAAGGCCUCCACCAAGGGGAACAAUUUGUUCAGUUUAUUGUCGCGAAACGCAGAGGCACCAAUCAGCACCGCAUCCUCAUCCGACUAUCGCACGCCCAGUAUGAUGGAAUGUGUAUUUCCAAGAUUUUCGACGCGCUCAAGCAGGGCUAUGAAGGUGGCACCUUGGCGCCUGCCAUGUCAUAUGCCAAUUACAUGCGACUGCUCCCUAGUUCCAUCACUCCAGAGCACUAUGAGUACUGGACGAAGCUGCUGAAAGGAUCUCGAAUGACAGAUGUCAUCUCCCGAGAGUAUCCCAACACGUACCAGACCAUGGGCUCUUACGCAGAAGUCAAGACGACCAUCAGCAUCGCUCAGAAUUCUACGAUCGGAAACAUUACCGUUGGCACCCUCGUGCAGGCAGCAUGGGCCCUCGCUCUCUCGAGACUCUCUGCUGACUCUGAUGUUGUCUUUGGUCUGACCAUCAACGGUCGGAACGCAUCUAUUCCCGGUGUGCAGGAUACUGUUGGGCCAUGUCUGAACAUGAUCCCCGUGCGAGUGGCCUUUGGCAACAAGUGGAGUGGCCUCGAUCUUAUCCGCUAUCUGCAAGACCAGCUUGUUGCGACGAUGCCGUACGAAGCACUCGGAUUCCGGGAGAUCAUCCAGCGUUGCACCGACUGGCCGUGCGGUACAUAUUUCUCUACCGCCGUUCUCCACCAAAACAUCGACUACGAAGGCCACAUGAACCUUGAUAAUCAGGAGUAUCGUGUCGGUGGAGCCGGAGUCAUUGACAACCUCGCCGAUUUCACCCUGGUCUCUAAGUCUGUGGCUGCAAAUCAAGUCGACCUUUCGCUGGGCUACUCCUCCAAGGGUCCAAUCACCGAAGCAUUCGCGUCGAGGGUUCUCCAACUAGUGUGCGACGCCAUGAUUACUCUAACAUCGAGCCCGACAGCUCAACUCCCAUCACCCAGCACACUCCGAUCCCUCCCACCACAGACAAUUCCUGAUCUGCCUCGCGUCACCGACCAGCAAGUCCUAGCAUCCCAGCUCAAGAGCCAAAAUAUCUCCGAUAUCCUCGUGCACUCGGCGAUCCUCAGCCGGACCUGGCAACAAGUCCUCCCGAGCAUGUACGCGAGCCAGAAAACCUUCCAGCUCGACACGUCGUUCUAUGAUCUAGGCGGCGACCUCUUUGCCCUCGGCCAGGCUACAUGGCUUCUACAGCAGGAGGGCUACCAGGUUCGAAUUGAGGAUUUGCUGGACCGGCCCACUUUCUUGGGACAUAUGGCCGUUAUGGCUCAGGAUGUUCUCGGUCAGAGCUUGCAGGAUGACGCUGCUGAUGCGAAUCCGGAGGACGUCUCGAAUACUCACGCUAUCGAGAAGACGGAGAAGAAGGUGCGGUGGAAGAAGGCAUUUGGGCUGAUGGGCAAGUUCUCGAAGAGGGAGUCUGGCUCUGCGUGAAUGGCAUGAGUUGCUUUCUUGAUUUGUCUUACAAAGUACAUUGCUUUUGGAUUUGUUUUAGCUUUGGUUUUUAUGGUUUUUUGGUCCUGUUCAUCCUGAAGGUGAUGAAGUGAUGAUUCACCAAUGCCUAAAAUACAUAUCUUG
Aspergillus calidoustus is the source of this 17913-nucleotide messenger RNA. Lineage: Eukaryota; Fungi; Ascomycota; Eurotiomycetes; Eurotiales; Aspergillaceae. The record is from the annotation of a GenBank genome assembly.